Botrytis sinoallii is the source of this 975-nucleotide messenger RNA. RefSeq lists its product as uncharacterized. The coding region runs from base 1 to 975 and encodes 324 amino acids. Gene Ontology annotation, biological process: endoplasmic reticulum to Golgi vesicle-mediated transport. The record is from RefSeq and is a predicted model, not a curated record. Gene Ontology annotation, cellular component: COPII-coated ER to Golgi transport vesicle; endoplasmic reticulum membrane; endoplasmic reticulum-Golgi intermediate compartment. The transcript is spliced from 4 exons. NCBI's taxonomy places the organism in Eukaryota, Fungi, Ascomycota, Leotiomycetes, Helotiales, Sclerotiniaceae.
AUGCAAAGAUCAAAUUAUGGGAACUUCCCUCCAGCCAACUCUCCCCCUCUUCACCACCCAGUACCUCAACAUGUCUCUACAGUCCCUCAGCUACGAUCACCACCUCCCCCAAUGCCACAACAACAGCAUCAAUCAGGCUAUGGAAACCCCUACCAACCACAAGCUCCAGGGACUGCUGGUGCAUUCGGCGCAUAUGGAGACUUUAUAAAUGAUCCUACGGCGCAAAUGGGAUUCCAAGUUGGACAAACAGCUUUAAAACAUGGAACAGAAUAUGUGGAACAGAAUUUCAAUCGAUAUGUCAAUGUUUCGGCGCUGAAACAUUACUUCAAUGUCUCGAAUGGAUAUGUGGUCAACAAGCUAUUUUUAGUCCUAUUCCCAUGGAGACACAAGCCUUGGUCAAGGAAACAAUCGAUUGGUCCCAGUGGUCAAGAGGGGUGGUUUCUACCUCCUAGAGAUGAUCUCAAUAGUCCAGAUAUGUAUAUUCCAGUAAUGGCACUUGUAACUUAUAUCCUCCUUUCCACACUGUUGGCCGGCCUCAGAGGAGCUUUUCAACCAGAACUUCUUGGAUCAACGGCAGGAUGGGCAUUUUUUAUCGUGUUUAUUGAAAUUCUGGGAUUGAAGCUUGGAUGUUAUCUCCUAUCAAUUUCCAACGAGUCCCAGCUGCUUGAUUUGGUCGCCUACUCAGGAUAUAAGUUCGUUGGAGUUAUUGCCACUUUAGUCGUCAGUGAGAUCAUCAACGGCGGAAAAGGAACUGGCGGUUGGAUUGGGUGGACUGUUUUCAGUUACACGUUCCUCGCCAACGCUUUGUUUCUGCUACGAUCCUUAAAAUACGUUUUACUUCCUGAAAAUACAACUGAUGAGCGAGGAACCAUGCAAACAGUUGCGCGAUCGCAGAAGAGCCGAAGGACACAAUUUCUCUUUAUCUACUCAUACCCUGUACAAUUGAUCUUCAUGUGGGGACUUACAAGAGCGUGA